Messenger RNA from Monopterus albus (swamp eel), 3487 nucleotides. Its product is annotated as rac GTPase-activating protein 1-like. The coding region runs from base 250 to 2154 and encodes 634 amino acids. NCBI's taxonomy places the organism in Eukaryota, Metazoa, Chordata, Actinopteri, Synbranchiformes, Synbranchidae. Gene Ontology annotation, cellular component: midbody; centralspindlin complex; cleavage furrow. Gene Ontology annotation, biological process: mitotic cytokinesis; mitotic spindle midzone assembly; Rho protein signal transduction. Gene Ontology annotation, molecular function: GTPase activator activity. The transcript has 17 exons. The record is from RefSeq and is a predicted model, not a curated record.
GCUGCAGUUACAGGUCUGGCUGUGUGGGGGCGAUAGAGUGCCUAGUUUCCGCCACAACGAGGAAGAAAACCGGCGCUGAUUUUGAACUUUAGUGGUAUGUGUAAAGUUUUGCAAAUAGGUGUGGUUUUGCUGGAGCUGGCGUGGUGAAUAAAUAGUCAGACUUCUCUUUAUGACAUCGGGUACAAUAACAUUACAUGUCAACCGCCUUCUUACAGUAAAAAUAUCGCACAGCUGCAGUAAGAAGACACGAUGGGGUCGUCUGUGGUGAAUCUGUACAGCCAGUUCCAGAGUCUCAGAGCCCAGGUGGAUGGUCUGAAUGACAGCAUUGAACCACAGUUCCUCCAGGUGGCAGUGAACUUUGAGGAGUGCCGUAAGAAGUGGCUGCGGGCAGGUGAGGAGCUGGUUUCCUGUAAAGAGAUGCUGGCUAAAGCAGAGACUGAGAGGGGAGCCCUGGAGGUCAAACUAAAGCAUGCUCGCAACCAGGUGGAUGUGGAGAUCCGCCGACGGCAGAAGGCUGAGGCAGUCCAUGAGAAGCUGGAACGUCAGCUGCAGCUGAUCCGGGAGCUGCUGCUUUCAGAGAACAACAGUAAUAGCUUCCACCUGAGCGAGGAGCAGCGUUCAGCACUGGCCUUCCUCAGUGCCCACUCCCAGGCAGCACAGACUGCUAAAAGCAACCCCAACUCCAGUCGAAGGUUAACAACUAUCGAUGAAUCCAUUUCUUUGCUGUCAGACAUCAGCUAUGACCAAACGGACGACUCUCUGGACUGGGAUUCCUCUGUGAUGAAGAAUGUGAGACUGCGGAAGCGCCAGAAACGACGUUCCUCUAGAAAACUGGCUGAGGUUCCUCCCCAGGCUGUGAAGAAACCUCGCUCCACUGGACGCUCCUCAGAUAGGAUGAAUGAGUCUAUUGUGGCCAAAACUACCAUCACUGUGCCUGUCAGUGGUGGUGCUGUGGAGGCCGUCUCCACCAUUGAAGCGGUGCCUUACUGGACACGCAGCCGAAAGAAGAGUGUUGCUCCAGCCUGGGGUGAUACAACCACAACUGACCAGUCUGAGACUGCCAGUGAGGCUCCCAGCACAGCAGUUGCAGAUUUUCCAGCCCAACUCCAAACCCCCAGAGCUAAUGGCAGAGCAAAGAAACACCACUUCAUCUCUAAAACUGUAAUCAAGUCUGAGUUCUGUGUGCCAUGUGGAAAGAGGACAAAGUUUGGCAAGAUGUACCUUCGUUGCCAGGAUUGCAGGGUUGUGACCCAUCCAGAGUGUCGUGAACGCUGUCCCUUGCCCUGUAAUCCCACAGCUGUUGGCACUCCCAUCAAGACCACAGAGGCCACCCUGGCUGACUUUGCUCCCGUCACUGCUCCAAAGAUCCCAGCGUUGGUUAUCUACUGCAUUAAGGAGAUUGAGCACAGAGGCCUUCAUGAGGUUGGCCUGUACAGAGUGUCUGGUCACGAGCGCUUGGUGAAAGAGCUGAAGGAAAAGCUGGUUAGAGGGAAGACUCUGCCUCCGCUUAACAAAGUAGAAGAUAUAAACGUCAUUGCAGGUGUUCUCAAAGACUUCUUAAGAAACCUUCCAGAGCCACUGCUCACUUUCCACCUCAACAAAGAUUUUAUGGAAGCAGCUGAAAUCCAGGAUGAUGACAACAGUAUGGCCAUGUUGUACCAGACCAUCAGUGGGCUGCCUCAACCUAACCGAGACACUCUGGCCUGCCUGAUGAUUCAUCUGCAGAAGGUGUCUCAGAGUGUGGAUACCAAGAUGGGUGUCAACAACUUGGCCAAAGUGUUUGGUCCUACCCUCGUGGGUCAUGCUGUUCCUGACCCAGACCCUAUGACCAUUCUGCACGACACCAGUAGACAACCAAGGGUUAUAGAGCGCUUGCUCAGUAUUCCAGCAAGGUACUGGUGCCAGUUUGCCUAUCCAGAUAAUGGAGCCAUGGACAAUGGUCACCACACUGACACUCCAGACCACAAAGUGAGCAUACUGGGACCACUGACCACUCCAGAACAACAGAUGAUGGCCAAAACCCCUUCCUCUAGCUCGUUGUCCCAGCGCAUGAUGCAGACGCUGUCCAGCACCACUAUAUUUGGGAGCAAGAGCAAAGCCUCCGCUGCCUCUAACUGCCAGGGCAACUUCUUCGCUUCUCCACAGCUGAAGUAAGAACCAAGGAGGAAUAAAAGCUCACCCAUAUUCUGAACUACUGUGCAAUUUUGACAUGUAAAAACUUUAUCAUUGCUUUUUAUUUAAGUAUUUCAGCUAAGAAUUUCUAACUACAUUUUGUCUUUUAAAAGAUUGCUGCAUGAGUGUGUGGGGUUUUUUUUUUUUAUAGCUUUGAUUACUAAUGAUUUGUUAUUGACCAAAACUGUAGUCUCCUAAGUAACCGUAAGAGGUUUAACGGUUUUUAAUGACCGACCAACCAUUCUAAAUCAAUUCAAGGAUCAUUAUUUUCUAAAAAACUUGGCAUUGAUGUGCAUAAGCUGUGUAGUCACUGGUGUUUGUCCGUGUUUGGACUUGUGGUUGUAACCACAGCAACGGCAAUACACGAGCACACAAUACUCAGUUUGAUUGGACUAAGAUAAAAGAACUUGUAAACUGGCCAAUGUUCCUGUUUUUUGGUCAUGUAGACUGCCAUCUGUUUCCAUCUGCUGAUUCAACAUUUUGUUUUAUAUUUAUGUUGAGCGGACCAUAUGACAUAAGAAUCAUGACAUAUACUUUAACAGUACUGAAAUGUAAACAUUGACACUGAAUGGGAGUAAUUUGGCACUGUAUCUAUGCAAGAAUCUAGUUAAUGUAUUUUCUACCUGGGAAUAAGUGCCACUAGAGGCUGCUCUUACACCACUUUUAAUAUGCAAGCUUUAACCACUGUUGAGGAUCUACUCUAAAUUAUGCACAUGUCAGUAUUACUGACACUCCUUAUAUUAUGAUCACAUCAUUAGAAAUGCUGUUACAUUCUCCACACUACUUUUCUGGUAGUUACCAGUAAUGCAGGAGAAGUCUCUCUCUACUGCUCUCACACUCUCACUAUUGCAAGCAGAUAUCAGUGUGACGGUGACACCGGUUCAAGUGGUAUUUGUGGUGAAAUUUGCAUGUUGACAAAGUGACAGUAUUUUAUCCUUAAAAGCAAACCUUGCUGUGUUUUGCAUACCGAUAAGAAAUGUGCAUAGGUUGCUAGACUCAAACACUGCCUGGUUUUAUAUGUAUUUCAUAGUCUUGUACACUGAUUCCAUUAUAUGGUUGUAUUUCUUCAGUGAAAUAUUGUCUAACUAAUAUAGUUUUUACCAGUGAUCUUGAAUGUUAACAGCCCUCUGUUUUAGCUCAAGUAAGAAAAUCUCAUAGCUGGUAUGACAGCUACUGAAGAAUCUUCAGGAUGGUGCUUUGAGUAGAUGAUUAUGGGGUGUGAUUCCAGCCAGAGAAUCAUGGGAAAUCUUGGUCUAGUCCCUCAAUAAACCAUCCAAAAGCCAUUCUUGCUGUGUCGUAUGUACAUUUGGAUGUG